AAUCCUCCACUUUGUAAUUCAACAGCAUGGGCUAUCCAUCUCCUUUGAAAGUUAUCAGUCGAAAAUUAACCAAUGAUAUUGUGAUUGCGUCAUGUGCUUUCUCCAGAUUUGACAAGCUAAAUUUUGGAGGUAGAAUGGCACUCAUCAAUCAUCUGGGCCAAAUUAUUGUGUGGUCUGCUUUGCCUUAUGGACCAGAAGUUGAAAAGAGUUUGGAGUUGUUAACAGGAACCACUGGUAAGUACAACAUCACUCACUUGAUUAUCCCUGACAAAGAGCACACGAUGGCAGCCAAGUCAUUCAAGGAUGUGUAUCCUGAAUUGAAGGUCAUUGCUAUGGAAGGUGUCGAGGUCCCUGGCUUGACUAUUGAUUAUAGGGUAACCUCAAAAUUAGGAAACAAGACCAUUGACCUGAAGAUCUUGAAGGAGGAGCUUGGUAUUACGGACAAGGUCUUCUUGGACCUGUUUGAGUUUGUCUACUUGCCACACCACGGAAAUAAGGAAUUGGUGAUGUUUGACACCAAGUCCAAGAUUCUUUUUGAAGCAGACUUGCUUUUCAACCUUGGCGUGAAGGAGCCAUUAGAACAAUAUUCCCCUUCUACCGGAUUCUCUGAAGGUUACAAUCCUCAUUCCGGUUGGUCCUUCCUUACCAGAUACAUGCAACCUUACAGUAAGGUGGGGAACAUUUUGACUAACAAGAUUACUACUCCACAGAGUAAGCCAGGUUUGGAAGCCAUUCAAAAAUGGGACUUCUCAAAGAUCGUGAUGUGUCAUGGAAAUAUCAUCGAAAAGGACGCAAAGAAAGCUUUUGCCAACGUUUUCAAAGUUUAAGCUAACUCUCAGUUGAGAUUUUUUAAAAUUUUUCGUAUUCAUUUCCUUCUUAGCUUAUGAUGUUUUAGCUUAGGAACAGGAAGAUUUCAAUUACACAGCGAUGUAAGUCGAUGCGAAUUCCUCACUAAAUAAUGCAGCUGC
Messenger RNA from Suhomyces tanzawaensis NRRL Y-17324, 968 nucleotides. RefSeq lists its product as uncharacterized. The transcript has a single exon. Lineage: Eukaryota; Fungi; Ascomycota; Pichiomycetes; Serinales; Debaryomycetaceae. The record is from RefSeq and is a predicted model, not a curated record. The coding region runs from base 27 to 827 and encodes 266 amino acids.